CAGAGGGGGAGGAAUCAAGAGGGAACAGAUACAGCUGAAGCAUGAACAAGAGAGACUUCAUCACUCUGGCUGGAUCUGCCCUGUUGUUUCUGUUCCACAUGACCCAAACUGAGGGCUGUCCUCUCUCCUGCAACUGCAAGCUCCUGGGUGAAGAGGAGGGUCUGCAGGUGGACUGCAGCUCCAGGGAGCUGGUGGAGCUGCCUGCCUUGCCUGCUAACACCAAGAGGCUUUCUCUGCAGAACAACAGCCUGACCUCGGUCCCCCCGGGUGCCCUGGACAGCUUGCACAGCCUGGAGGAAGUGAAAAUGUUUGACAACCCUUGGCACUGUGACUGUCAUAUUCUGUACUUAAAACUCUGGUUAGAAGACAGCUCUGCAUCCUGGCUGGCCAACAUCAGGUGUGCAAGCCCAGCCCCUGUCAGGAUGAAAGCCCUGAGGCAGCUGAGUGGCAACGAGCUGGGGGUUUGUAAGAGGCUGCUCCCAGUCAAGUGCCUGGAGUUCUUCUGGAGAGACCUCGCGUUAAUUGCUGGAGCAAUCAUCACACUUCUGUUAGUAGCAUGGGCUCUGAAAGGCUCCAAAAAGCUGGUCUGCCAAAUAAACCUAAGGCAAUACAACUCCAGGGCCUGGCUGCUGUGGAAGCAGCCCUCCCAAAGCCACAAGGUGCAAUGAGCUUCAAGAGACAGCUCCCCCUCCUCUGCCCCAGCAAAGCCGUGUCUGGCAGUGCCAGUCGGAGUGGGGAGCAUCCUGCCAGCAGCUCCCGGGGCUCAGAGCCUGGAGCCUCACAGCCCCAAGUCUGCUUUCAUUUCUUGGGGAUGGAUCUACAGGCAAGCUGCAUCCUGCUGCUGCCUCCUCAUAUGAAAAGCAGUUUCUAAAUUCUUUAAAAAAAUCAUUUGACUUAGCGUUUUCCCCCCGAGUUCUCAGCUCUGACAGCAAAAAGAUUUACACCCCCAAAUCCUACACCUUUUAAUAUAUGGAGAUGAACACUCGUACUGUUUUUGCAAUUCUUUUCUCACUGGGAAGUUGUGUGAGGCUGCAACCUGUUACUGCCUCGCUGUCCCCAGAAGCCUGGGAGAGCCAUUCUU
Calypte anna (Anna's hummingbird) is the source of this 1081-nucleotide messenger RNA. Its product is annotated as platelet glycoprotein IX-like. The record is from RefSeq and is a predicted model, not a curated record. NCBI's taxonomy places the organism in Eukaryota, Metazoa, Chordata, Aves, Apodiformes, Trochilidae. The transcript is spliced from 2 exons. The coding region runs from base 42 to 668 and encodes 208 amino acids.